Messenger RNA from Neurospora hispaniola, 2633 nucleotides. RefSeq names its product mannosyl-oligosaccharide 1,2-alpha-mannosidase. The transcript is spliced from 2 exons. Gene Ontology annotation, biological process: carbohydrate metabolic process; mannose trimming involved in glycoprotein ERAD pathway. The record is from RefSeq and is a predicted model, not a curated record. Bases 129 to 2525 code for a protein of 798 amino acids. Gene Ontology annotation, molecular function: mannosyl-oligosaccharide 1,2-alpha-mannosidase activity; calcium ion binding. NCBI's taxonomy places the organism in Eukaryota, Fungi, Ascomycota, Sordariomycetes, Sordariales, Sordariaceae. Gene Ontology annotation, cellular component: membrane; endoplasmic reticulum.
ACCACAAGGCCCAAAAGUGCACUAACAGCACUAGCUACACCAAGGAAGACAGUACCGUCCCCCAAUGAAACUGCCCCAACUACUAUAGCGCCAACGGUUCAGUUCCCCUCCAGGGUACCUCCUCCUCAAUGAACCGCGUCCGCGAUCCAUUCAACCUCCACAACCGCCCCGGUACCAUUGCCGCCAUCAACAUCCUCCGCGCAACCGCCACCACUGCCGCCACCGAGUUCCGCGACCGUGCCGAGAAAGCCGCCCAGCAGGCUGUCGAGACCGCUGCCAAAGCCGCCGAAUUCGCGGAGCAGGCCGCUGAACGCACCCGCGACGCCGUCGAAGCCGCCGCAAAGGAAGUCGAGAGGGCGCUUGACCACACUGCCUUUCAGAGCCAGUCACAGUCGGACUUGGAGCAGGGCACCUUACUGCCAGCUGCUGCUGCUGCUGCUGCUGCUGCGGAAGAGACAUACGACGAGGAAGACACAGAAGUAGAAGAAGAAGAAGAAUACGAACAAGGAGGGGACAUGGCCUCUUUUUCCAUCCCACGACACGUCCCGUCGUUUACGGACCCGGCGCGCCAAGCUGAAGAUCGACUUUGGGCUGCUGCCACCCGCCAACGGGCUGGACCAGCAGCAGGAGCAGGAGGAGUGUUUGGGGGAGUACAAGAUAAAGUGGGAGGAUUCCUAAACCCGGAUCGAAGGUCGUUACCCAUGUACAAGGAUAAGCCGUAUGGGUACGGCCCCGGAGAAGCGAGACCUAGGCCGCUGUUAAGGAAAAAGAGGGUGUUGGGAUUAUUCACCUUGGUGGUGCUGGGGCUGUUGUGGUUCACGGGCUUCUUUGAUGAGCAUCAUGAACGAGCCAGGGAGAAGCUGGGCGAUUGGGGGUGGUUGAGCUCGGAUACAAAGGCGAGGAGUAAGGCGGAUUGGCUGAAGAGGAGGGAGAGGGUGGUUGAGGCUAUGGAGCUGAGUUGGGAUGCUUAUGAGAGAUAUGCGUGGGGUUAUGACGAGUUUCACCCCGUGUCCAAGACGGGCCGGAACAUGGCCCCCAAGGGUUUGGGUUGGAUCAUUAUCGAUUCGUUAGAUACCUUGAUGAUCAUGAACUUGACCUCGCGGGUUACUCAUGCUCGCGAGUGGAUCUCCAAGUCGUUGACCUGGGACCAGGAUCAAGAUGUCAACACCUUUGAGACGACCAUCCGCAUGAUGGGCGGUCUCUUGUCGGCUUACUACCUCAGCACCGAGUACCCGAACCUAGCGCCCAUCACCGAUGACGACGUGGGCGCCCCCGGUGAGGACCUUUACCUCGAAAAGGCCCGCGACCUCGCCGACCGCCUCAUGUCUGCCUUCGAUACGCCCUCUGGCAUUCCCUACGCGAGCGUCAACCUCGGUAAAUUCCAAGGCCUGCCCUCGCACGCCGACAUGGGUGCCUCUUCCACCGCCGAAGCCACCACCCUCCAGCUCGAAUUCAAGUACCUCGCCAACCUAACAGGCGAAAAGGACUUUUGGGACCGCUCCGAAAAGGUCAUGAAAGUGAUAGACGACAACCAAGCCCCCGAUGGCCUCGUGCCCAUCUUCAUCCAGCCCAGCACCGGCCACUUCCACACCCAAAAUAUCCGGCUCGGCUCGCGCGGCGAUUCCUACUACGAAUACCUGAUCAAGCAGUACCUGCAAACCCACAAGGCCGAACCCAUCUACCAAGACAUGUGGAACGAUGCUCUCCAGGGCAUCCGCAAGCACCUCGUCACCUACACCGAGAACAGCGGGUUCACCAUUGUCGGCGAACGUCCCUCGGGUCUCGAGGGCAACUUGUCUCCCAAAAUGGACCACCUCGUCUGCUUCCUCCCGGGAACCAUUGCCCUCGCCGCCACCGAAGGCCUUUCGGAGCGCGAAGCCCGCAAGAAGCCCGGCUUCUGGAACAAGCAACGCGAGGCCGACAUGAAGCUCGCCCGCGAGCUGAUGCAGACGUGCUGGGGCAUGUACCGGUACAUGGCGACGGGUCUCGCCGCAGAAAUCACCUACUUCAAGAUCCCCUCCGACCCCUUGCCGGAGUCCUCCUCGCACACUUCCCCACCCGAUUCCAUCUUCCAUGACCCCGCCGGUCCUGACGCGACCUGGCGCAAAGAUUACGAAGUCCACCAAAUGGACGCGCAUAACCUCCAACGGCCCGAAACGGUCGAGUCCCUCUUCUACAUGUACCGCAUCACGGGCGACGUCAAGUACCGCGAGUGGGGAUGGGACAUGUUCAAGUCGUUUGUCAACUACACUGCUGUCGAAGAUGGCGGCGGGUUUACGAGCUUGUCGAAUGCCAAUGUCAUACCGCCUGUGAUCAAGGAUAAUAUGGAGAGCUUCUGGAUGGCGGAGACGCUCAAGUACUUUUAUUUGUUGUUCAGUCCGGAGGAUUUGUUGCCGCUGGACAAGGUCGUAUUUAAUACCGAGGCGCAUCCGUUGCCGGUUUUUGAGGUGGGGAGGUUGUUGAAGACUGGGUGGGAGAGGAAGCCGAGGACGUCGGCGACGACAGGGGAGACAAAGAGUGCAUAGGCAGAUUAGAGGGGAUGGGCAUAGAAUGGGAGAGUCGGUAGGUAGCGUAGGGAAACCAAAAAGGGAAGAAAGAGAAAAAAGGAACAUGCCAAGGUGUAAAGAGGGCAA